Anopheles marshallii is the source of this 381-nucleotide messenger RNA. RefSeq lists its product as uncharacterized. The transcript has 3 exons. The coding region runs from base 1 to 381 and encodes 126 amino acids. NCBI's taxonomy places the organism in Eukaryota, Metazoa, Arthropoda, Insecta, Diptera, Culicidae. The record is from RefSeq and is a predicted model, not a curated record. Gene Ontology annotation, biological process: septate junction assembly.
AUGGCCGUUAGCCGAUUGUCCAUCGUGAAGUUCCUGGAGUUGGCACUCGCCAUCACCUGCGUGAUCUUGCACUACAAAAGCCUUGGCGAGCGGGAUGACAUCACGAAGCUGCUCGCCGCCGGUACCUUCGUCGGGUACAGCGUGAUUCUGAUCGCCCUGUUCGCUGGCUACAUGCUGAGCAACCCGAUCAACAAGAAGCUGGACCUGUUCUUCAGCCUGAUCGGUUGCGCCAUGUUCAUCGCGUCCGGCGUGCUGAUUCUGAAGGAGUGGGAAAACUCCUGGAACACCGACACGAAAAAGAUCGCCAUCUCGAAGGGUUCGCUGGCGGUCACCAACGGUGUGCUGUUCUUCUUCGACGCCAUCUUUACACUGCGCGACUAA